Molecule: messenger RNA, 1544 nt
Organism: Durusdinium trenchii
Lineage: Eukaryota; Dinophyceae; Suessiales; Symbiodiniaceae
Source: the annotation of a GenBank genome assembly
CAGAAUCAGCUUCAGAGCUCACCAAAGUGAGACGCUGUCCUGGAACCAGCGCCUCGGCCAUGGCGCAACACCUUUUGGAUGCGGUGCCAAGACGCUUGCGCUUUACACCUGGCAGCACGCGCAAUUUGCUGCUGCGGAACAUCUCCAAAGGCGAUUUGGUUUUGCAGAUCGAUCUGGAUCAUCCCUUCCUCUUGGAGCUGGGCUGCCAUCAAGAAAGCACCGUCCUGCCGCCUGGUGAGACCUUAGCCUUUCGACUGCGCGCCCAAGCUGCGGCGUCUCGAGUCGUCGGGGGGACCUUCUCUGUGCACAUUGACGGCCCAACACCUCCGCUGCUCGUGGAGCUGCUGCUGGCGCCAGAGGAGGCCUCGGAGGAAGAACUCCAGCGCUGUGCGCAGCAGGCCCGGGAGGCACAGCAGGCACGGGCGCGAGAGGCACGAGUGAAGCCAGAAGCAGUGCAGAUGCAGAUGGGAGAUGCGGAGGAGAAGAGGGGUGUCCAACUUGAUGUGGUCCCUGCUGUCUUGGCCGAGUACUUGGGUGAAGCCCCCAGCGCGGCUGCUCUGCGUGGGGGUCUCCGUCUGGGAGCGGCCGCGGCCGGCGACACUCCCGACACGCCCGGAACGCCGCGCUCUGAGCACAGCGCCGCGCUGCCGGAUGGCCACGUGCGUGGAGCGCUGGAGGAGGGGGACGAACGGCCACCCACUCCGACUCCGGAGGAGUUUCGAGAGGCAUUUGCAAAGGCUCCGAGUGCCCCCGUGGCGCCGAUCGCUCCGGAGCUGGAGAUGGCAGGGCCAGAGGUGACAGUUCGACAAGUCGUGCAGUUUGAUCUUCCGGCUCGUAGCCGUGAAGAGCCAUCUGGGGCCUUGGAGGCUAGCUAUGAGCACGUCUCCAGCAAACUUACUCCAGCAGAGGCCACACGGAUCGCUGCAUUGAGGGCCAAGGGGUUGUUGAAGGAGGGAGCUGAGGUGCCACAGGCACCUGUGCCACCGCCUCCCAAGCCUGCUGGUUUUGAAGAGUCGGAUUUGUUCUAUGUGGAAGGUUCUGGAUGGUGUGACAUCUACGGUCGAACUGUCGGAGAUCACAGCUUCAGCGGCUUCACCCGCCCUACCCAAAGUGUCGGGAGUGGAUCCGUUGCAUCAAGCCCGAGAUCAAAUGUCUCUGGAAGCCCUUCAAAGAGGAUGCCUAGAGAGAUCAAAGCUUCUCGCAAAGCUCAGCAAGCAGCUUGGGAUGCCAUACCUGGCAUUUGAGGCGAGAAAGACAAGCAGUUUCGCCAUGCUGCUGGAGGUGAUGGGCCCAGGGGUGAUUCCCUCACCCCUGAAGUGUGAGUUGUCUAUCGAGUCUAUCAAAGCAACUCUUUGCCAGAAGACACGGGGUGAUUUCUCAACCAAGGCGAAGUGGAGGGCUUUGACUGAGGGUUUUAUUCUUGUGUGUGCGUGUGUGUGAGGGAAGACCGUCAUUGCACCGAAGCCCUUUCUGGAAAGAGAAGUUUGACAAGAGCCAGAGUUGACCGGGCUCGGCCAUCCCCCUUGUUUGGCCUACUUACGUCU